Messenger RNA from Lodderomyces orthopsilosis Co 90-125, 750 nucleotides. Its product is annotated as NADHX epimerase. The transcript has a single exon. Gene Ontology annotation, cellular component: mitochondrion. The coding region runs from base 1 to 750 and encodes 249 amino acids. The record is from RefSeq and is a predicted model, not a curated record. NCBI's taxonomy places the organism in Eukaryota, Fungi, Ascomycota, Pichiomycetes, Serinales, Debaryomycetaceae. Gene Ontology annotation, molecular function: NAD(P)HX epimerase activity.
AUGUCAGCAGCAUUCAAAACGUUGUCAGCAAAGACUGCAGCUCAACUCGAUAAGGAGUUGAUGUCAACGGGAGCAUUUUCUAUUGAUCAAUUGAUGGAACUUGCGGGAUUGGCGGUUGCAAAAGCAAUUUACAAACAAUAUCCUCCACAGAAAACAACGCCACCAUUGCAAAAGGUUUUGGUGUUGGUUGGUCCUGGUAACAAUGGAGGAGAUGGAUUAGUAGCUGCUCGCCAUUUGAAAACAUGGGGUGCUUAUGAACCAAUCAUUUAUUACCCCAAGAAAUCAACAAAGAGUGAUUUAAUCAGCCGCUUGGUUGAACAAUUGCAAAAUCUAGAAAUAAAGGAAAUAUCUACUUUGGAGGAGAUAAAACUGCUACUUACUAACAAAGGUGAAGUUGCUGUGAUAUUAGAUGCUAUUUUUGGAUUUUCUUUCAAACCACCCAUUAGAGAACCAUUCAAGGAUGUUAUUGGCUUUAUUUCCCAACAUCAUGAUUCAUUACCACCAGUAUUCUCCGUGGAUAUCCCUUCUGGCUGGGAUGUUGAUGAAGGUCCUACUGAUAUUGACAUACAUGCAGCUGGAUUGAUUAGUUUGACGGCACCAAAGCCCUGUGCUGAAAGAUUUGUUAAAAGUGGCCCCAAUAAAGUUCACUAUUUAGGUGGGCGGUUUAUCAGUCCUGCGGUUGCAAAGAAAUACGGUAUUGAGGAUGUUUUGAAUAAAUAUAAAGGAGAUGAAUUGAUUACGAAGCUAUGA